UGAAUGAAGGUAAAUCUCCUGCUCUGUACAUUGCAGCACCUGUCACCCAAUUCCUAAUUUAAAUCACUGUUUAUUUAAUGUCCAGCAACUCUGUCCAGGUACAUGCAUGAUAGUUCUUUAUUAUCCAUGAGUUAUAUGACUCACCAGAUUCAAAAACAGAAUAACAUAAAUAUGAUAUUUAUAAACAAACAUCACACAGGAGAGUAUACAUAAAUAGAACAAAAGCUAUAUUAAGCAUCUCUUUUUAAACAUGCUAAUUACAAGUAUUUACCUAAAUUAAUCAAUUCUUUGAUAUGUUUAACACUUAGUAAUUGAACCAGUUUGAAGGUACUUGGUCUUUUAUAACAAUUUCAUUAUAUAUAUAUAUAUUAGGUCACCUGAGAUUACUCAAGUGACCUAUUGCAUAUUGGUUGUCGUCCGUCGUCGUGCGGUAACAGUUGAACAUUUUUAACUUCUCGAUAACUACUAGUCCAAUUCUUUUCAAAUUUGGCAUAUAUUGAAUCAUUUUUGGGACAAGGGGGACAUAAACUGUGAAUUUCAGGACUCCAGCAGCCCCGGAGCCUUUGGUGCGGGACAAAAACUGCCCAAAAUUGACCAAUUUUCAAAAAUCUAACAUCAAUAUUUCUGUGACUUCGCCCAGAAAACAUUUCACUCCAAGUAUUGAGCACCAAUAAUUUGUCACCCAUGCCCCCAAAAGUGCCCAUGUUGUUACAAGCACCCCAAAAAUGUUUACGAGCACCUCCAAAUAAGAUAUCAGAUGCAACAAGGGUUUGUUCAGCCCACUUUCUUCCAACUGAAGUACGGCGGUCAUUGAAUGGAAUACGGUCUUUAAAACCAGGGAGUGUACCAAGCAUAUUUGCUUGGAAUUCACCAGUUAAACGGAUCAGGCCACUUAGAAGAUCAUUGAAAAACAUGUCACCAGUACGAUCUGCAGAGGAUAACAAUUGCAGUAUUGAGGAAGAGCCAGAAUUAUCGUCUUGUUUUGUGGAUCAGACUGGAUUAACACCACCUGUCUCAAAUGACCAUGAUUACAGUGUCCAUACUACAACCAAGGACCAACUUCAGGCAGCCCAAGAGGAAAUUAAGGAUUUACAGGAAAAGCUUGUAGCAGUAGAAAGGAGACUUUUUUCUGUAGAACGAUUCACCACAGAUCCCCAGUUGAUUAACUUUUACACUGGUUUUAAAAAUUAUGAAACCUUAAAAUGUUUGUUUAUUGCUCUUCAGCCAACAGCAGAAACAAUGAUCAGGUGGACGCAAAUGCAGAGACAUUCCUCAAAUGUGGAAAACAUGAAGUUAAAUGCUAUCCGUAAUGAAGCAUUGCCACUAAUUGAUCAAUUUUUUAUGUUCCUAUGUAGAGUUCGUCAGGGUUUUCCAGAACAGGACUUGGCUGUUAGAUUUAACAUAUCUCAGUCUUCAGUGAGUAGAAUUUUAAUAACAUGGGCAAAUUAUUUGUAUACAAUGCUUGGUAGUUUACCUUUAUGGCCACCUCGUUGUGUGGUUGACAGUAACAUGCCAAAAUGUUUUCAAGAAACUUCUCCUCAUGUUAGAGUGAUUUUGGACUGUACAGAAAUUAAAGUUCAAACUCCUAGCUCAAAAGUAUUAAAUUCUGAAAUGUACUCGAAUUAUAAAAGUCACACAACAUUUAAAAGCUUAAUUGGGAUUACACCUUGUGGUGUUGUUGCAUUUAUUAGUUCAAUGUACACAGGUAACAUUAGUGAUAAAGCUAUUACUGCAUUGUCAGGAAUUUUGGAUUUGUUGGAGCCUAAUGACCAAGUCAUGGCUGAUAAAGGGUUUUUAAUUGAGGACUUAUUAGAGAAAAAACAAGCUUCUUUGGUAAUACCUCCUUUUCUUGGUGAAAAGGGUAAAUUUUCUGCUUUGGAGGUAGCACUUACGCAUGAAAUAGCACGCCUUCGUAUUCAUGUUGAAAGAGCUAUAAGGCGGAUAAAAGAAUAUCAUAUAUUUGAUGGUGUCAUUCCUCUUAAUUUAGCUUCAUCCAUUAAUCAGAUAUGGACUGUUUGUGCAAUACUAACAAAUUUCAGAGGACCUCUAUUCUAGUUAAAUGUGAUUACGUGCACUAGGAAUCUUAUUAAUGAAAGGUGAAGAUAACGAACAGUGAUCAAUCUCACAACUCCAAUAAUACUGUUUAAUUUUUGACCGAGUUGCACACGUGCAUCUGUCUUAUAGUAUGGUGAAUGGCGGGUGGGCUUCCCUGUAAUAGGUAUCUACUUUGUGCAAUCAACUCCUCUCACAGCUUUUACUUGACAUUUUUCAGACCUUGUACAUUAUAGCUGUUAUAAAAACAUUGAAUAUUUACAUGUGAAAUUCUAAAGUACCUGGGUUUAAAAAAAAAUACAUUUAAUAUGUCAUUUUUACAGAGUGUUUUAUAGAGAUGUUUCUAUGAUGUCUUCAAUGAGUAUUGUCAAUUUGUUAUCAGUACAAUUAUAAACUUAUGAUUGUAUAGCAGUACACGUUUUCAGUGCACAUACAUUUACAUGUGUACAACUUAUUCAUGUGAUAUAAAAUAAAUAUUUGAAGAAAUAAAAA
Ostrea edulis (European flat oyster) is the source of this 2544-nucleotide messenger RNA. RefSeq lists its product as uncharacterized. Lineage: Eukaryota; Metazoa; Mollusca; Bivalvia; Ostreida; Ostreidae. Bases 685 to 2055 code for a protein of 456 amino acids. The record is from RefSeq and is a predicted model, not a curated record. The transcript is spliced from 3 exons.